AUGCCCUCUAUUUCGCAGCCAUUCAGGCUCACGGCUCUUCCUAAGAUUGCCUCUCUCAAUAACUAUGCAUCUCAGGCGAAUCUGCUGCAAGUUGCCGACACUUUGACGCCUUCGACAAAUUACAUCAAUGUGGGUAUUUCCGGAUCUGCGAUUUCACAGUAUGUGAUAAACCCCACGCCGAAGCUUGUGUACAAUCUACCCAUUUCGUCUACUAAUGUGGUAAAUGCGUGCGACGUGGCUCAGCUGGAAGAUGAUGAGGUAUGGUGCUACGCGCUACAAGCUAACAAGACGUUCUCAAUACAUUGUCUGCAAAAACCUGUUUCUUCGGCGCCAGCAUCCGAUUCCCACUUCGGAGAAACAUAUGCUAGUAACAAGAUUGCCGUCUCCGACCAGCCCGUGAGCGUCAAGGUAAUUGGAGCCAAGAAAACUAUCGUGACAGUGCUUCGAAGCGGUCUGGUCCAGUUUUAUGAUUACUCACUAAAACUUCAGUAUUCCUUUGACUCGUCAUACAAGAAUGUCCAAUUCGUGCAGCAUUUCACCAAUGAAUCUAAGCAAGACUUCGUUUUCAUUCUAAGUGACAUCCAAGGUAAAAAAGUUUCCUUCAAACUCUUGGAAUUAGCUCAGCCUGAUGCAGCUGUCCCCGCAAAGGAAUUGAGCUCCGUUAUUCUCGAAGAUUUUCAGCUCAAGAACUCGGAAAUUUUUUACCAGUUCGGAAAGAUCUACCGCUUGCAUGGCAAAAGCAUAGACGUUUACACUUUGCCUUAUUUCCAGCAUUCUCAUACUAUCUCGUUACCCUUUUUGUCGAAGGGAGAAACCUCAUUCAAGCCCAUUUCACAAAACAGAGCUUUGUUGACUUGUGACAAUCAAUUGUAUUUACUCGACUUAUUGCAUAACGCCAUUUUGAGCCACAGGGAAUUAACGCACGUCAAAACUUUCCAGUUGUUGACUACAGCUGUGGUUCCAGGAAAUUUUUCCGCCAACAACAAAACAAUUGCCAUAGGUGUCUCAACUAAACAUGGAGCCAACCCCACCAGCUCGCUGGACAUUGUCAACAUUGACGUUGGAACCGGCACACUCAAAGAUUCUAUGGGUAAAGGCUUCUCGCCCCAAAAUACCAAAAGCAAGCAUUUACAACCGCUCCUGGAUGAAAAUAGCGAUGUCGAAAAUUAUGAGUACGACUAUGAUCAAAUUCUCGAACAACUCAGAAAGGCAGCUGGAAACGUUGACAAAUUCGAUUCCAUCUUCUUCCCAAAAUUGGGAAUAAAGCAAGACUACUACACGGAAUCAGAUCGAUUCAUCAAUGAUCAGAAUUUCCUGCGCAACGUCGCUUCUACCAUUUUUGAGAAUUUCAACUCGCAAUAUCCCAAGGCGCUACCAUAUCUGCUAACCCAUCCUCUAUUCCCCAAGUCACACACCCAAGACAUUUUGCAAAGGCUCAAGGACCACCCUAGGCUUUUCAAACAAGCCAUUGUCACUUGCCCCAAUUUGUCUUUAGACGAGCUUCUGCAAGAACUUUUCACGGUGUUAAAUGACGAAUUAUGUUUGGACUUGUCGUUGCGGAUCUUGCAGGAUUUUAACAAAGAUAUCAUCAAAGAAACAAUAAAAACCAAGAGUAAAAUCGAUGUUAACAAUUUCAUUAGUUUUGUCAUGAACGAUAACAUAGAUGAGGACAGAAUCAAGAAUAAACCUCGUUUGUUUCAAUUGUUAAACCUAGUUUUAGAUUCUGUGGGAUUGUUUUCAUUGGGGGACGAAACUCUAGCCAAACUUUCAGAUUACAUCGAGCAGCAGUUGAAAGUGGUAAAACAAAACGUGGAGCUUUUCAACCUGCUAGAAGACAAAAAUAUCAAAAACAUAUCGAAUCAAAACCAGACGGAUGUCUCUGCCUCAAACGAAGGAAUCAUUGCAGCAUAUAGUAUAGAACAGUUGGAACUAUAA
This is a messenger RNA of Lachancea nothofagi CBS 11611, 1935 nucleotides long. The record is from the annotation of a GenBank genome assembly. NCBI's taxonomy places the organism in Eukaryota, Fungi, Ascomycota, Saccharomycetes, Saccharomycetales, Saccharomycetaceae.